Molecule: messenger RNA, 3129 nt
Organism: Centropristis striata (black sea bass)
Lineage: Eukaryota; Metazoa; Chordata; Actinopteri; Perciformes; Serranidae
Gene: rwdd3
Product: RWD domain containing 3
Exons: 5
Coding region: 235-1008 (257 amino acids)
Biological process (GO): positive regulation of protein sumoylation; positive regulation of hypoxia-inducible factor-1alpha signaling pathway
Molecular function (GO): protein binding
Source: RefSeq, a predicted model, not a curated record
AAUCAUUAAUACAAAAUAAGGAAACGUUUUGAAAGUGAAAAGUGAAUCUUCCAGUGUGGAAAUUGUGGCACGGAACUGAUGUACCCGGACGACAAAAAGUGGCGGACAUGUGUAGCAACAACAUACCAACUGAGUUUACUGAAACAUGUCUGUAACUAACACAACGUUUUUAUAACAUGGCGCUUGUUUAAUGCUGUUGUUUGGAAACUAGCGACAUGAUGUAAAUUCGUAAAUAUGUCCGAAGCUGCUUUUGAGGAAGUUUCCGUUUUAUCGUCCAUUUACUGCGGUGAAGGAGAGUUCCAGCUCAUCCAGGAGUCUGCUCAGGAUGGGCUCAUGGUCCAAAUCAACAGCAAUGUUGGAGGAGAAAGAGGGCUGGACGUAAGACUGUUGUUCCAUCUGCACCCCCACUACCCUUCCUGUCCCCCGUCCAUCUCCGUCUCUUCCACUGGUCUUUCUAGGACUCAGUGUCACAACAUCAGACAGAAGCUGCUGGAUCAAGCUGCAGCUUUACCUCCAGAACCAAUGGUUCAUCAGCUAGUGGAGUGGUUGCAGUCUACUGAGGUGAAAGAGAACUGCAGCGCUCAUGAGGAGGACGACAAAGAGAGGGAAAAAGAGGAGGAGUGGAUGACAGUGCUGUCGUUGGACCACAUCCGAUCUCGGAAUCGUUACAUCAGUCUGCUGGAGCGAUGGACCCAGCAGCUGCAGCUCACUGGGAGGUUAUUACUGGGACGUAGUAUACUGAUUAUCUUGCAGGGAGCCAGACCUAACAUCAAGGAGUUUUGUCGCCUUUUGAAGACUGUGAAGGUGGAUGUGGAUUCUUCAGGCAAGAAAUGCAAAGAGCGGAUGAUGAAGGUUGUCAUUGAAAGCCCUUUGUCUUCCUCCUGUGGACAUGGUCUCCAGGGUUUUGAAGUUAAGAACUACGAGUCAUUGCCAGAGCUGACCGCAGCCUUCCAAGAAAUCCACAUGACUGAACUAUUUCAGCAGAUUCUGCCAUCAUUAAGUGACUGACAGCACACAAGUUACCAUGGUGACCACUGUGACCACCAGUCAGGCCUAAAGUCUGUUUCUCUCGUUGCUGUAUAAAUGUUGAAAACAACAAUCAUAAUCCAUCAUUACCAUAUUCACAUUAGGCCCUCAGCUGAGGCUGGUUAAUGAUUCAUCUGUCUGCUCAUAUCUCCAUGAAGGUUUAAAUCCCAUUUAUAUGCUUUUUUUUGAGUGAAUAAAUUAAUAUUUCUGUAUUUCUAUACAGCACAUAGAGUACACAAUUUCAACUACACAAACAUUAUUAAACAUUAUAUUAUUAUUACAUAUUGGAAUAUAUUAUAUAUAAUAUGUUAUUUCUGGCCUACAUGAUUCUUGCAACUUAACAUAAACCAGUAAUUGUUUAACACAUUCAUAAUAAGUUUGUGUUGUUCUUUUAGUCAGCGCCUGAGAAAACUACGCCUACACAGAUCGCAGACUAUCGCAGGGCUGACGUAUAGAUACAGACAAUCACGCUCUCAGUCCAAAAACAUGGACUUAGGCUUAAUCGGUGACUCUAAACUGCCCAUAGGUGUGAAUGAGAGCGUGACUGUCUGUCUCUAUAUGUCAGCCCUGCGAUAGUCUGGCGAUCUGUUCAGGGUGUACCCCGCCUCUCGCCCAAUGUCAGCUGGGAAAACUACAUCACACAUGUAUUGCAAUGAAUUGUGGGUUAUUACACCAGUACAGUCUGGAGAAGUCUGAACUUCAAGUGGACUCUUUGGAAAACUGCAGAAAGUCCACUUUGUUGCCUCUGUGGACAGGAUGAGUUGUGGAUUUGGACAGCCAUCAACAUUCACAGACUUCCAGGGAACGCACUCACAAUGUCUGAGAUUCCAGGCAUUUAUUUAUUUAUUUAUUUGUACAGUUUAAAGAUACAUGGACAAAGGACUGAGCAGCUGGACUGUAAAAACAGAUGCACACAGAAGGAGCUGACUGCCAGAAUUCCAAGUUAAAUGUAAAGCCUCCUCCAAAUACCUAUCUCCAACACAAUGCUAUAACUGCUGUAGCAUUGGCUCAACAGCAGACACAGUGACUGGUGGUUGUAACGCAAAAAAAAACAUGGUUUCUUUAUUGCUGAUGUGUAUUUUGGCACUUGAUUUAAUUGUCAUUGAUGGACUGAUUGGCUAGUUUGUAAUAGGUCAAGGGGAACACAAAUUGGACUGAAUCUAUGAAGUAACAAUCUUUUUUUCCCUUGGUCCAAACCAAAUGAACCAAACUACAUGUGAGAAUGUAUCCUUUAGAUCUUCGCUGUACCUAAACUUAACCACGGAAAGAGAAACACCUCAAAAAUAUUUGUACUUAAUGUAUCUUCAGUCCUAAUAGCUGCCGCCAAUGAGACAUUCCAUGAAAUCAGAUAAAAAAUUCAAUAAAAGGAGAAUAUUGGACAUCGCGCAAUGAUGCAGCAAAGUAAGGAGGUAUUGUGAUUUACACUACAUUACUUGUAAACAGGUAUUGAGAAAAGUAUUCCUUGAAUUUUUUUUCCAAAAUGUUUUCAGACAAGUUGCCAUAUUUCUGAAUUGUGCUGCACAUCUGCAGAUACAAUGCAGUGUAUGGCAUUUACGGUGACAUUAGGGUGGUAUCCCUAUUUGGGCAUGAACAGCAUUUUUGAUCCGUUUCCUGUGUCCCGCAUAUUGAGACAAUGUGCCUCAUUUUGAAACUAUCUAACUGGGUUUGGUCAGCAGAAAGCCCUUCUCAGAGGGUUUUUUUCCGACUGAAAUCCAAAGAUGAUUUACAGGCAGACUGCAGCACUCCAAAUCUUACAGAUCAGCAGACUGUGGUAGUAAGCUAGCCCUGGUAAUUUUCCAGACUUGGAGAUUUGGGGAAAAAAUGGCCAUAUGGUCUUACAAGAGCAGCCAAAAGUAAAGUUUUCAUUUUUUUUAAGUUACAAAGACAACAUAAACAUUUAACUGUUAACCUGUCAGACUACCUGUCAACACUGGUAACACUCAAAUCUACUAUGUGUUGGGCUGUGGUCACCCUAAGAGGCAGACAAGUGUCUCUUUCUUCUGUCUCUUUAAGUAGACCUGGUCCUAUGAAUUUUGAUAACCUUUAAACAUUUAAUGUGUGAUACUGUUAUGGUAAACUGUCAUAAACUUUUUUUAAAUUUAA